Molecule: messenger RNA, 1323 nt
Organism: Populus euphratica (Euphrates poplar)
Lineage: Eukaryota; Viridiplantae; Streptophyta; Magnoliopsida; Malpighiales; Salicaceae
Product: aspartic proteinase CDR1-like
Exons: 1
Coding region: 1-1323 (440 amino acids)
Biological process (GO): proteolysis
Cellular component (GO): extracellular region
Molecular function (GO): aspartic-type endopeptidase activity
Source: RefSeq, a predicted model, not a curated record
AUGGCAACUUUUCAAUCUGUUAUCUCUUUUGCUUCAGCAAUUGCACUCUGUGUUGCUAGUUUUGGCUGCAUAUGUGCCCACAAUGCUGGAUUUACUAUGAAACUAGUCCACCGUGAUUCACCAAAGUCCCCCCUUUACAACUCUCAACAAACUCACCUCCAACGUUUGAACAAAGCUAUGCGCCGAUCCGUUAGUCGAGUCCACCAUUUUCAGAGAACUGCUGCUACGGUCUCUUCAAAAGAAUUUGAAUCUGAGAUUAUAGCUAAUGGAGGUGAAUAUCUCAUGAGUUUAUCCCUCGGGACACCGCCUUUUGAGAUCCUGGCUAUAGCAGAUACGGGCAGUGACCUUAUAUGGACACAGUGCACGCCAUGCGACAAGUGUUACAAGCAAAUUGCUCCUCUUUUUGACCCAAAAUCCUCUAAGACAUAUAGAGACCUCUCUUGUGACACAAGGCAAUGCCAAAACCUAGUCGAGAGUAGUUCCUGCUCCUCCGAACAGCUUUGCCAAUACUCGUAUUAUUAUGGUGAUCGGUCCUUUACCAAUGGAAAUCUUGCUGUUGAUACAGUCACUUUGCCUUCGACAAAUGGCGGUCCAGUGUAUUUUCCUAAAACUGUCAUUGGCUGUGGGCGUCGAAAUAAUGGAAUCUUUGAUAAGAAAGAUUCAGGUAUUAUUGGCCUUGGAGGUGGUCCAUUGUCCCUUAUAUCUCAAAUGGGGUCCUCUGUUGGUGGCAAAUUCUCGUACUGUCUGGUGCCAUUUUCCUCCGAAUCUGCAGGAAACUCGAGCAAAUUACAUUUUGGAAGAAAUGCUGUGGUUUCCGGUUCUGGAGUCCUAUCAACCCCAUUAAUCUCAAAAACUCCAGAUACCUUUUACUAUCUAACACUACAAGCCAUGAGUGUAGGGGAUAAGAAAAUAGAAUUCGGAGGUUCUUCAUUCGGAGGCAGUGAGGGCAACAUCAUCAUUGAUUCAGGUACUUCCUUGACGUUAUUUCCAGUAAAUUUCUUCACGGAAUUUGCUACAGCGGUUGAAAAUGCAGUUAUUAAUGGGGAACGCACCCAAGACGCAAGUGGAUUACUGAGUCAUUGUUAUCGCCCUACUCCUGAUCUAAAGGUUCCCGUAAUCACUGCACAUUUCAAUGGUGCAGAUGUGGUGCUCCAGACUUUAAAUACCUUUAUUUUAAUUUCAGAUGAUGUCUUGUGCUUAGCCUUUAACUCAACUCAAUCUGGUGCAAUCUUCGGUAACGUUGCACAAAUGAACUUCUUGAUAGGCUAUGACAUUCUAGGAAAGUCUGUGUCUUUUAAGUCGACUGAUUGCACCCAAUUGUAA